AUGAAUUCCUCAUCUCACCUGCCUUUCGUGGACCUCAACUUGAAUGCCACAGAAGGCAACCAUUCUGGACCAAAUGUCAAGAACAGGUCUUCGCCGUGUGAAGACAUGGGCAUCGCUGUGGAGGUGUUCCUGACUCUGGGGCUCAUCAGCUUGCUGGAGAACAUCCUGGUCAUCGGCGCCAUCGUGAAGAACAAGAACUUGCACUCUCCCAUGUACUUCUUCGUGUGCAGCCUAGCAGUGGCUGACAUGCUGGUGAGCAUGUCCAACGCCUGGGAGACCAUCACUAUCUACUUAAUCAAUAACAAGCACCUGGUGAUCGCGGACGCCUUUGUGCGUCAGAUUGACAACGUGUUUGACUCCAUGAUCUGCAUUUCCGUGGUGGCCUCCAUGUGUAGUUUGCUGGCCAUUGCGGUGGACAGAUACGUCACCAUCUUCUACGCCCUGCGGUACCACCACAUCAUGACAGCGAGGCGCUCUGGGGUGAUCAUCGCGUGCAUCUGGACCUUCUGCACCGGCUGCGGCAUCGUCUUCAUCAUUUACUACGAAUCCACCUACGUCAUCAUCUGCCUCAUCUCCAUGUUCUUCACCAUGCUCUUCCUCAUGGUGUCUCUGUACAUCCACAUGUUCCUCCUGGCACGGACCCAUGUCAAGCGGAUAGCGGCUGCCCCCGGGUAUACUUCCGUACGGCAGAGGACAAGCAUGAAGGGCGCCAUCACGCUCACCAUGCUGCUGGGUGUGUUCAUCGUGUGCUGGGCUCCCUUCUUCCUUCAUCUCAUCUUAAUGAUUUCGUGCCCUCAGAACCUCUACUGCUCUUGUUUCAUGUCCCACUUCAACAUGUACCUCAUCCUCAUCAUGUGUAAUUCCGUGAUCGAUCCUCUGAUAUAUGCCUUCCGCAGCCAGGAGAUGCGCAAGACCUUUAAAGAGAUUAUUUGUUGCCAUGGCUUCAGAAUAGCCUGUAGGUUCCCUGGCAGAUAUUAAACACGAAGUUCUCCUCUCUAUGGCUCUCUUCUUCCUCCUCCUUUACCGAUGACAGGGUCGGUCAG
Lepus europaeus (European hare) is the source of this 1043-nucleotide messenger RNA. RefSeq names its product melanocortin 5 receptor (gene MC5R). Gene Ontology annotation, cellular component: membrane. Gene Ontology annotation, molecular function: melanocortin receptor activity. The transcript has a single exon. NCBI's taxonomy places the organism in Eukaryota, Metazoa, Chordata, Mammalia, Lagomorpha, Leporidae. Gene Ontology annotation, biological process: G protein-coupled receptor signaling pathway. The record is from RefSeq and is a predicted model, not a curated record. Bases 1 to 978 code for a protein of 325 amino acids.